Momordica charantia (bitter melon) is the source of this 1472-nucleotide messenger RNA. RefSeq names its product P-loop containing nucleoside triphosphate hydrolases superfamily protein. Gene Ontology annotation, biological process: tail-anchored membrane protein insertion into ER membrane. Gene Ontology annotation, molecular function: ATP binding; ATP hydrolysis activity. The record is from RefSeq and is a predicted model, not a curated record. Gene Ontology annotation, cellular component: GET complex. Lineage: Eukaryota; Viridiplantae; Streptophyta; Magnoliopsida; Cucurbitales; Cucurbitaceae.
UUUUUUUUUUUUUUUUUGAUAAACUGCAGAUAGAUAAUCGCCUUCUUCUUCCCGAGUCCGAAUCCGAACUUCUCCGUUUUGUGUAAAAAUUCAAUUCUUGAUAAACCUAGAAGAUCACCCAGUAGAUUCCUCCGCUUCCAAUUCCCCAAUUCGUGAUUAUAUCCAAAGCCCACUACAGUCUCUCUUCUAGAGAGAGAGAAGAGAGAUAAUUUGGGAGAAGCAGCAAAAAUGGCAGAAGAAUUACCUGAAGGUACGGUUCAGAAUCUACUGGAUCAAGAGACUCUUAAAUGGGUUUUUGUUGGAGGUAAAGGCGGUGUCGGCAAGACCACCUGCAGCUCCAUCCUCUCGAUUCUUCUUUCCCAGGUCAGAUCCUCUGUUUUGAUUAUCUCCACCGACCCGGCUCACAAUCUCAGCGAUGCAUUUCAGCAGAGAUUCACCAAGGCGCCCACCUUGGUCAAUGGCUUCUCCAAUCUCUAUGCGAUGGAGGUGGAUCCGACUGUGGAAAAUGAAGAAGUCGGCCCUGAGGGGAUGGAUGGUUUGUUUUCCGAGCUAGCUAAUGCCAUUCCUGGAAUUGAUGAGGCGAUGAGCUUUGCAGAGAUGCUGAAAUUAGUACAAACAAUGGAUUAUUCUGUUAUAGUAUUUGACACUGCUCCAACUGGCCACACGCUUCGGCUGUUGCAAUUUCCAUCAACCUUGGAGAAGGGUCUUGCUAAGAUAAUGUCUUUGAAAAGUAGAUUUGGAGGCUUACUGAAUCAGGUGUCCCGGAUGUUUGGUGUCGAUGAUGAGUUUGGUGAGGAUGCAAUUCUGGGAAGACUGGAAGGCAUGAGAGAUGUGAUUGAACAAGUUAAUAGGCAAUUCAAAGAUCCUGACUUGACUACAUUCGUUUGUGUCUGCAUUCCUGAGUUUCUCUCUCUUUACGAAACGGAGAGACUAGUUCAAGAACUCACCAAGUUUGAGAUUGAUACUCACAAUAUUAUCAUUAACCAAGUAAUUUAUGACGACGAAGAUGUCGAAUCCAAGUUACUGAAAGCAAGAAUGAGGAUGCAACAGAAAUACCUCGACCAAUUUUACAUGUUGUACGACGACUUCCACAUCACCAAGUUGCCAUUGCUGCCUCAAGAGGUGACUGGGGUUGAAGCUCUGAAGGAUUUUUCUGGUAAUUUUUGUACCCCAUAUCAACCCUCAACCAGUAGAGAUUCAGUGGAAGAAUUGGAGAGGAAGGUAUCAACAUUAAAGCAGCAGUUGGACGAUGCUGAAGCUGAUCUUGACAGAAUUAGAAAAGGGAAGCAAAAGGCUUAAGAGCAACAGCCUUUCAUUUUUCCAAGUUCCUGUUUUCUUUGCUUUUGUUUUUUAUUUAUAUUUUUUUUUGAGAGGACAAAUGCUGCUGCUUAAGAUUUUCUAUUAGCUUUAACUUACUAUUUGAGUAUUUUUGUUGUAUCAAUUUUCUGAUUAAUAUAGUUGUUCAUUUAUUA